CUUGUGAUCUAUCAGUGGGCAAGAUCAAGAAGUGGCUAUCAAAUGAAAGAGUUGUGAAACGCGUAGCUUUCCUGUAUCGAGUUGUCAUCCUCUUUCUACUCAUUGGCAUUGGAGCCUUAGUUUUUAUAGGAGCAAAACAGAUUGAGCAGCUGGGACGUAGUUUGGUAUCCCCCCCACAAUGUGGUCCGCCGUGCCCACGUUAUUGGAUUGGAUACGAGGGGAAGUGCUACUACUUUUCAAGGGAAAAACGGGAUUGGGUCUCUAGCAAGCACUACUGCUCUUCACACAAUGCGUCCCUGGCCAGGAUUGAAAAAGAAGAAAUGGAUUUUGUGAUGCGGCUCAAAGGCAAAGAUAUCUAUUGGAUUGGGCUUCGAAGAGUCUUAAGUAAGGACUGGACAUGGGCAGACGGAGAAAAUGCCACGAUGGAGGUCACUGGAGUAGGAGGAGACUGUGCGUUUCUAGACAAUACAGGCAAAGCCAUUGCUUCAGGAUGCCACGCAAAAUUACCUUGGAUCUGCAGCAAGCCUGCUGCAUAUACAACAAAGGAAGUUGCAGAUACAUAGAUGGAAGUGUGGGGUGGAGCAAGAAAAACAGUUACAAAUGGAGGAGAAAUGGGCUGUACCAAAGGGGAAAGUGGGCCCAGUUAAACUCUGCCACCAAGGGCCUAUGGAAACCUGGAACUGGCCCCUUAUUGGGGAGCAUAUUGGUUGCAUGUUUACAUGUGCAUAAGGCGUCUUAAAUUAAGACUGAACAAAAAAGCAAUAUAUGACAUUAAAAAAUUGGUGCUCCUCUGGUGGAACAUUUCUUAGAGCACAAUCACAAACUUACAGACUUUUUGUUCUGGGUUUGAUUUAAAUGUAACAGUCUGGAUGAUAGAAUUCUGU
Molecule: messenger RNA, 884 nt
Organism: Gekko japonicus
Lineage: Eukaryota; Metazoa; Chordata; Lepidosauria; Squamata; Gekkonidae
Product: C-type lectin domain family 2 member B-like
Exons: 4
Source: RefSeq, a predicted model, not a curated record